This is a messenger RNA of Paramecium pentaurelia, 835 nucleotides long. NCBI's taxonomy places the organism in Eukaryota, Ciliophora, Oligohymenophorea, Peniculida, Parameciidae. The record is from the annotation of a GenBank genome assembly.
AUGAUAAACCCAGAAAGCUAAUAAUUAAAAAAAGAAAGUUCGCUAUCUAAUAGAGUAUGCAUUCUUGAAGCAUUUAAAACAGAGGAUUAAUUAAAAAUUAAAGAAACAGAAAAAAAUUAAGAACUGAUAGUUUUAUCUGAAAUAGAAAUGGUUGAUGGAAGCAAGUACAAAGGAUAGUGGAUGAAAGGAUUAAGAUGGGGAUUUGGAAGGCAUUAAUGGCCUAAUGGUUCUGUGUAUGAAGGAGAUUGGAAACUUAAUUUAGCAUGGGGAAGAGGUAAAUUAAAACAUGCAGAUGUAGAUGAAUAUGAGGGAGAGUGGUAAAGAGAUUAGGUGGAUGGUUUUGGUAUUUACAUUCACUCAAAUGGGGCUCGUUAUGAAGAUUAAUAGAAAGAUGAUCAAUAGAACUGGAAAGGUACAGAAGUUUGGAAGGAUGGUUCUAAAUAUGAUGGUGAAAAUAAAGAAGGAUUGAAACAUGAAUAUGGACAUAUAUAUUUCUCAGAUGGAUCCUACUAUGUUGGCUAAUUUUUUGAAAAUUAGAUACAUGGAGAAGAAGAAUAUAUAUGGUUUGAUGGGAAAUCCUAAAAUGGUUAAUGGAAGUACAAUAAUAUGGAUGGAAAUGGUAGUAUGAUUUGGGCAGAUGGUAAUAAAUAUGUAUAAAAAUGAUUAAAAACAUGAAUUUGGAAAAUUCUACUGGGGAGAUGGUGGCUUCUACUCAGGAUAAUGGCUGAAUGGAAAAUAGGAUGGGAAAGGUGAAUACAUCGUAGCCACAGGUGAAAUAGAAUGGGAUAAUGGGAGAAAGGAAAAAGAGUAAAAUGGUUAUGAAAAUACUCAAUGA